Colletotrichum siamense is the source of this 1812-nucleotide messenger RNA. RefSeq names its product Phosphate-repressible phosphate permease pho-4 (gene pho-4-3). NCBI's taxonomy places the organism in Eukaryota, Fungi, Ascomycota, Sordariomycetes, Glomerellales, Glomerellaceae. The transcript is spliced from 3 exons. Gene Ontology annotation, cellular component: membrane. The coding region runs from base 1 to 1812 and encodes 603 amino acids. The record is from RefSeq and is a predicted model, not a curated record. Gene Ontology annotation, biological process: phosphate ion transmembrane transport.
AUGGCGCUCGAUCAGUACACCUACGUCUUUGCCAUUGGCACCUUUUUUGCCAUGCUUGACGCAUACAACAACGGUGCUAACGAUGUUGCAAACGCUUGGGCGACCAGUGUUUCGUCGCGAUCCAUUACCUACAGACAGGCCAUGAUCUUCGGCACCAUCUUCGAGAUGCUCGGAGCCAUCACCGUCGGUGCUCGUACCGCCGAGACCAUCAAGAACGGCAUCAUCCCCAACUCCGCCUUCAACGACAAUGCCGGUGUCCAGAUGCUCGCCUUCACCUGCGCCCUCGCCGCUGCCUCUUCCUGGGUCAUGUGGUGCACGCGACACUCCGCCCACGUCUCCUCCACUUACUCUUUGAUUUCCGCCGUUGCUGGUGUCGGUGUUGCUACCGCGGGCGCCGACAAGGUCCAAUGGGGAUGGAACAACGGAAAGGGUCUCGGUGCCAUCUUCGCUGGUCUGGGCAUGGCUCCCGCCAUCUCGGGAUGCUUCGGUGCCAUCAUCUUCAUGCUCAUCAAGCUCGUGGUCCACGUCCGCAAGAACCCGGUCCCUUGGGCUGUCUACACCUCGCCCUUCUUCUUCCUCAUCGCCGGUACCGUCUGCACGCUUUCCAUCGUCUACAAGGGAUCUCCCAACCUGGGCUUGAACAAGAAGCCCUCUUGGUACGUUGCCGCCGUCACAAUGGGAACCGGCGGUGGUCUUGCUGUCAUGGCCGCCCUCUUCUUCGUCCCCUUCGUCCAUGCCAAGGUUAUCAAGAAGGACUACACCAUCAAGUGGUACCACUUCAUUCAGGGCCCCCUCCUGUUCAAGCGCCCCGCUCCCGCCGACGCUGAGAAGGCCAAGGUUCCCAACUACGCCGUCGUCCAGGAGGACGAGGACGAGCAGCUUCCCCGCCACACCGAGUCUUCCCAGGCCUCCGAGUCUGGCGACGAGCCUCUCAAGGAGAGCAAGGAGACCUCCGUCCCCCACGAGAAGUCUUUGGCCGCCGCCGAGAUUGGUCAGGGACCUUCCUACAAGCAAUUGCAGGCUGAAGGUGAGGCCAAGCUGCACGCAAAGCUCCUCAAGAAGCGUGGUCCUCUCGGCUGGGCCAUGCGCCUCCUCCGCGACAACCCUAUGGGCCCCGGCCAGAUCUACGAGUUCCACAACAUGAAGAUUAUGCUCAAGCGCAUUCCCGCCAUGAUCACUGUCGGUGCUCUCUACGGUCUCCACUACGACAUCCACGCUGCCCAGACUGGUAUUGCUGGUACUCCCGAGGGUGAGCGCAUGAAGCGUGUCUACGGCGCCGCCAAGAAGUACCCCAACGAGGUCGAGCACACCUACUCUUUCGUCCAGAUCAUCACUGCCUGCACUGCCUCUUUCGCUCACGGUGCCAACGAUAUCGGUAACUCCGUCGGUCCCUGGGCUGUCAUCUACUCUGCCUGGAGCACUGGUAACGCUGCUGCCGCCAAGGCUCCCGUCCCCGUAUGGCAGCUUGCUGUCCUCUCUGCCACUAUCUCUCUCGGUCUCAUCACCUACGGUUACAACAUCAUGAAGGUCAUGGGCAACAAGAUUACCUACCACUCCCCCAGUCGUGGCAGCUCCAUGGAGAUGGGUGCCGCCAUCACCGUCCUCGUCUUCUCCCAGUUUUCCCUGCCUGUCUCCACCUCUAUGUGCAUUACUGGAGCUACCGUCGGUGUUGGUCUUUGCAACGGCACCCUCAAGGCCGUCAACUUCCAGCGUGUCGGUCUCUUGGUCUUCUCCUGGAUCAUGACCAUCCCCGUUGCUGGUACCCUUGGUGGUGUCCUCAUGGGUCUUUUCCUCAACGCUCCUCACUUCUAA